AUGCCUCCAAGAGUAAAGGGAAGAGGCAAAGGUCCCAUGCGUGGGGGACCGUCGACCGCAGGACCAUCUCAUAGACGCACUCCAUCGGCGUCCUUUUCUACCUCUGACUCUCGCGAUUUGUGGGGUCAACCUUUUGAGCCAGCAAGACAUUCCGUCUCACUAAGCUUUUCGCCUUCUUUCCACCCGUCCUUUGGGCCAUUAGUUCCAGACGAGCCCGAACACUCACACCAUUCUCAGCAAUCUCAUCAUUCUCACGAGUCUUAUCAGUCACACCACUCUUUGCAAUCCCAUUCGUUUCACCACUCUGAUUCCCUCUACUCCCCGGGACAGUUUAACCCGAACGACUAUGUUAAUGAUUUUCUUGGUUACAACCCCUUGGGCCCUGAGGACAAUUUCUCUCAAGGGAUGGAAACGGACGAUGAUCCAGAUCCGGAGAUGCAGACCGGAACGCCGGGUCACCCAAUAAGCAUAUCAAGUGGAUCUCCAUUUCAGGGAUCACCUUACCAUGGGCCCGACUCGUUCCAGGAGAAAAUGGCCACAUAUGAUUGGUUCUUUACCCCAUCAUACCAUAACUCUCCAGCCCAACCACCUUUGGUUGAACCACAACUCCAAGCUGUCUCACCGCCGCCACUUCCUGUAGAGGAGCCACCGCAGCAGCCACCACAGCCACCUCCCGAGUCUCCGAGGCAAAGGAGGAACGCGCGUAUGUCCGUACGGGGGGGGACCUCGUUUCAGUUCUCCCCGAGGUUCGAGUUCUUAUCCCCCUAUUCCGGAGGACCCCCAGAUGGGUGGGCCCUCGAAUGCGGCGCCGGAGGUUGA
This is a messenger RNA of Helianthus annuus (common sunflower), 819 nucleotides long. RefSeq names its product bromodomain-containing protein 4B-like. The coding region runs from base 1 to 819 and encodes 272 amino acids. The transcript has a single exon. The record is from RefSeq and is a predicted model, not a curated record. Lineage: Eukaryota; Viridiplantae; Streptophyta; Magnoliopsida; Asterales; Asteraceae.